GGUGAGGGACGUUGUUAAGGAGAUGAUUGAGGCAUCUCAAGGGCUUGUGGAGGCUCGAUCUCAGUGUAAUUAUGCUCCUUUAUAGCAGGUCAUAUCUGAAGAGAGUUGACUGGGGCGACAGACCACGGCAAAUACAAGGUCGACUUUAGUCUUACAGGCGUCCCCGUAGUAAGCCAAUUCGUCCCACGCGACACCGAGAUGCGACAGCUUGAGCAGUUCUUCCUCCACGACACGCCCGCAACGGACCGACGAAAGAUAUUCGUGGUUCAUGGCCUUGGCGGUAUAGGCAAGACGCAGUUAGCGGUUGAGUUCGCGCGGGAGCAUCGGCGCGGAUUCAGCGGGAUAUUUUGGCUGGACGGAUCAUCGGAGGCCAGUCUGAAGCAGACAUUUGUUGGCAUGGCGCAAAGGCUGCCAUGGGAGGAGCUGACGGCAGAUGGUGUGGAGAUGCUGAAGCAUUCGAACGUUGAUGUCGACGUGGCUGUGCGGGAAUGUCUCCGGUGGCUGUCCCUACCCUUAAACCGGCACUGGCUGUUGAUUGUCGACAGCGUUGACCGCGAGUACGACGACAAAGACGAUUCGCAAGCGUACAAGGUUGAGGACUAUUUCCCUCAUGCAGACCAUGGGUCAAUCCUAAUCACGAGUCGAUUAGGAAGCCUUCAGGGAGACGGCCCAGGACUUAUGCUAGGAACAGUCAGCACAGAGCAAGCGGUAGCUAUUCUGGAGAAUAAUGCUAGAAAAGUGGUUAAGGACGCUGACAUGAUUCUCGAGCGGCUCAACGGACUUCCUCUAGCACUCACUCAGGCCGGCUCGUACUUGCGAGAGACGAACGUGUCCACAUCGACAUAUGUAAAACACUAUGACAGAACCUGGGAGCGUCUAAUGAAAAAGCAGGGACGCUUUCGGCUGCAAGAGUACGGUGACCGAAAUAUCUUAACGACAUGGACGAUGUCGUACGAGCAGGUGAGGAGGCAGAGCGAGGAGGCUGCGUGCCUAGUCAAGCUCUGGGGAUGCCUAGAUUGGGGAGAGCUGUGGUAUGAGCUGAUUGCAGCUGCCUUGGAUUUAUCAGAAGUUAUAAACGUUCCAAAAUGGCUGCUCGAUAUAGCGGAGGAUGAGCUCGAGUUUGCCGACGCAGUAGGUCUGCUGUCGCGAUACUCGCUUGCUAAUGCAAAAGAAAACACCAACAGCCACUCGAUGCACUCGGUAUUGCACAAGUGGUGCUCCCAGCUGUCGGAAGGUGAUGAGAGGCAUGAUCUUUGUUGCUUAGCAGUAGGGCUGGUGGCAUCAAACGUACCUUCGCAAUCGGAGGUUGAGCCCUGGAGUAAGCGAAAACGAAUGCUGGCCCACGUAAUACGAGUGUGCAGGUGGGUAGUGGAAGAUAUUGCAUUUGAUGCGAGAGAUGUUAUCGAAGCUUCGGUAACGCCGUGGAUGUUUCAGUCCUUGGGAGAUUUACUUUCGGGCGAAGAUAGGCUAAAGGAGGCGGAGGAGAUGUACGAUCGGGCGCUGCAAGGAAAGGAGAAGGCACUAGGAGCGGAGCAUACAUCAACACUCAACACGGUCAACAACUUGGGCCUUCUCUACGCGGACCAGGGACGACUAGAUAAGGCGGAGGAGAUGUACAAUCGGGCGCUGCAAGGGUGCGAGAAGGCACUAGGAGCGGAGCAUACAUCAACACUUUCCACGGUCAACAACAUAGGCAAUCUCUACAAGGCUCAGGGAUGGCUGGAUAAGGCGGAGGAGAUGUAUAAUCGAGCGCUGCAAGGAUGCGAGAAGGCACUAGGAGCGGAGCAUACAUCAACACUCUCCACGGUUAACAACUUGGGCAACCUCUACGCGGACCAGGGACGGCUAGAUAAGGCGGAGGAGAUGUAUAAUCAGGCGCUGCAAGGAUGCAAGAAGGCACUAGGAGCGGAGCAUACAUUAACACUCUCUAUAGUUAACAACUUAGGCAAUCUCUAUAAGGCUUAGGGAUAGCUGGAUAAGGCGGAGGAGAUGUACAAUCGAGCGCUGCAAGGAUGCGAGAAGGCACUGGGAGCGGAGCAUACAUCAACACUUAACACGGUUAACAACCUGGGCAACCUCUACAAGGCUUAGGGACGGCUAGAUAAAGCGGAGGAGAUGUACGAUCGGGCGCUGCAAAGGUACAAGAAGGCACUUAGACGGGAAAAUGUUGCGACUUACCUACUAGCACUAAAUAUAACCUACAAUCUAGCCCUACUGUUUUCUAACUACAGUAAUAUAGGCAGAGCUAGAGCAAUAUACUUAAGGGCUCUAUUAGGGUAUAAGGAAGUCUUUAGAC
Mytilinidion resinicola is the source of this 2296-nucleotide messenger RNA. RefSeq lists its product as uncharacterized. The record is from RefSeq and is a predicted model, not a curated record. The coding region runs from base 199 to 1965 and encodes 588 amino acids. The transcript has 3 exons. Gene Ontology annotation, molecular function: ADP binding; protein binding. Lineage: Eukaryota; Fungi; Ascomycota; Dothideomycetes; Mytilinidiales; Mytilinidiaceae.